GGCUCGAAAAUGACCCAAACGCCAGUGUAUUGGACGUUAUGUAUCUACUCACCGUCUUCUCUGCCUUUGGUAUAUGGCUGGUUUUCGACCGAUAUCAGAAAACGCACAAUAAUGCGAUUCCCUUCAAGUUCGAUGGUCCACAAGCUGCAGCCCCCGAAUGGGAGUCGAUCGUCAUUCGGGAAGCAAACCUCAGGUCACACUUAACAAAUCCGGACCUUCGAAUGCACGAUAUAUCCAGAGAUUAUAUCACAAGUUUUGAUCCAGCCAACUCACUACACCUUGGAACUUUUCUCGCGGACAACAAAAGGGAGAUUGAAGCAAAAAUCAAUCUAGCUGCCCAGGCGCAAGUUGAGUGGCGCGACACUACGUUCUCGCGGCGGCGUAGGGUGAUGAGAAGCUUGCUGAAAUGGUUGGUGGACAACCAAGAUGUCUGUGCUAGAGUUGCUUGUCGUGAUACGGGCAAGACGAUGAUUGACGCUGCACUCGGAGAAAUCUUGACAACGUGUUCUAAAUUGGAAUGGCUGAUUAACCACGGAGAGAAAGCUUUACGAACGGAGACAAGAUCUUCAAACAUGAUACUCAGUUAUAAGAAAUCCCAACUAGUCUACGAACCGAAGGGUGUUGUAGCAGCUAUUGUUUCGUGGAAUUACCCGCUUCACAAUGCUUGGUCACCCAUCAUUGCCUCGAUUUUCGCUGGAAAUGCCGUUGUGCUCAAAUGUUCUGAGCAUGUAAUUUGGUCAACGACAUGGUUUGUUGGAGCCAUCCAGGAAUGUCUUCGUGCAUGUGGAUAUAAACACGCAGUGCUUGAGCUAGUCCAGGUGGUCUGCUGUUGGCCCGACCAAGCUGAAACACUGACGAAGUCGCCCAUGAUCAAACAUAUCACGUUUAUUGGCUCUGAGGAAGUUGGUCGUAAGGUAGCUAUUGCUGCGACUGAACAUCUCACACCCGUAACGCUUGAGUUGGGUGGCAAAGAUCCUGCUAUUAUCCUUCCUGACACCGAUCUCAAGAAAUGGGCAAGUAUCUGGUUACGUGGAGUUUUCCAAAACGCUGGUCAAAAUUGUAUAGGCAUUGAGCGGCUCAUUGUACACUCGUCGCAGUACGAUGACCUAUAUGCCAUGCUUGAGGACCGGGUCUCCAAGUUACGCCUCGGGUCCGUGUUAGCACCCUCAAGGGAGGGUUUUAUAGGCACUGUUGAUUGCGGUUCUAUGAUCUCUAAUGACCGCUUUGAUGAGUUGGAAGAACUACUUUUCAAGGCACAGAAUGAGGGAGCGCAGAUGUCAGUCGGAGGAAAACGCUACCUGCAUUCUCACCAUCGUGGUGAUACCUACUUCUCUGCCACGGUGAUAGGAGAUGUAACCCCUGAGAUGGAAAUUGCCCAAAGAGAAUUGUUUGCACCUAUUGCGGUGUUGAUGCGAUACGAAACGAUCGACGAGGCUAUAGACAUCGCUAAUGGGACUAGGUAUGGCCUAGGUGCAAGCGUGUUCGGUCCUCAUCAAGAUCAAUGCCUGGAAGUUGCAAGAGAACUGGAGUGUGGCAUGGUAUCGAUCAACGAUUUUGGAGUUUUCUACGUGAAUCUGCCUUUUGGUGGAACAAAGGCCAGUGGCUAUGGACGAUUCGGUGGACCUGAGGGUCUCCGUGCACUAACAAAUCCCAAGGCAAUUAUGACUGAUCGGUGGCCUACAUUCGUCCAGACGGGCAUACCAAAAGUUCUCGAUUACCCUGUUCGAUCGCUGGUACGAAGCUGGGACUUUGUCAGUGGUCUCGUCAUCCUCUUGUAUGCCGACACCUGGCGCGCACGUUUCGACGGCUUGGUUCAGCUCUUUAAAGCUUCUCGAUGAUAUGUGACACAUCGGAGGAAACUGCUAUUCUGCUUCUAUAAACAACUAAGGAACUCACUGAUCAGUGGAACUUGACAUAGGAGAUCCGUCAUAAUAUACCAUACACAUUUAGUCACGUCACUACUGUUCUCCAAUAGACAUCGUAGGCUUAGGCCUGUGCAUGGCUAACUACAUACAGAUACCCUGAAUAAAAAUU
This is a messenger RNA of Serpula lacrymans var. lacrymans S7.9, 2034 nucleotides long. RefSeq lists its product as uncharacterized. Bases 39 to 1838 code for a protein of 599 amino acids. The record is from RefSeq and is a predicted model, not a curated record. Gene Ontology annotation, molecular function: aldehyde dehydrogenase (NAD+) activity. Lineage: Eukaryota; Fungi; Basidiomycota; Agaricomycetes; Boletales; Serpulaceae. The transcript is spliced from 11 exons.